GUCAAAUCGGAUUUUUUUUUUUUGAGGCGACGAGAAUGACGUGCUACAGUAUUGUACACCAUGUCACAGACAGAACCUACUGUUAUUUUGGGCUCAACCCUGGCUGGUUAUUUUGCCGAUAUGGACACCAACGGGACCAACUCUACUUUAAUGAUAGAUGAGAGCCCACCUCAGUACAUUCAGGAUCUCAAGAUGGCCAACAAAGUGAUUCUGACAUCGUUGCUAGCCUUCAUCAUGGUGGCUAUGGGCUGUGUAAUCACCCCUGAUGACUUGAAAAGAGUGCUACGUCGCCCCUUUGGUGUGUUCAUCGGAUUCUGCUCUCAGUUUAUUGUCCUCCCCCUGUCAGGAUUUGGUCUGGCCCAUGCCCUGUCUCUGAAACCUGGCUAUGCAUUGGGAGUCUUGGUCACUGUCACUUGCCCGGGGGGUGUCACCUCCAACUUGUAUACCUUUUGGAGCAACGGGGAUGUGUGUCUCAGCAUCACCAUGACGGCCUUCUCAACCAUUGUUGCCAUGGGAAUGAUGCCUCUGAACCUGUUUAUCUACUCCCGAUCCUGGACGAAUGAUGGAGCCAUCAUUCCAUACAAUAGCAUCAUCAUUUCCCUGGUCCUUAUCCUGGUACCUGUCCUUAUUGGUAUGCUUAUUAAGUACAAGAAGCCCUCAUGGUGCCCGAUCAUUACCAAGCUGGGAAGCAUUUUUGGACUGCUUGCCAUCGCUAUCAACAUCAUUUUGAACGGCAUCAUCAACCCAUCUAUGUUCUUCUCUCCAUGGCAACUGUGGUUUGCCAGUUUCAUCUUGCCACUGCUUGGCUACGGCUUUGGCUACCUGUUGGCUUUCAUCUUGCGUAGACCCCACAUUGAGUGCCGCACCAUCUGCUUUGAAACGGGCGCGCAAAACAUCGGCUUGGCGUUGACGCUCAUCCUGGUGACAUUUGCGGAUGGCGAUCUCUUCCAAGAUAUGCUUGUCUUCCCAUCUCUCUACGGACCUUUUUUAAUUCUCCACGCUUGUUUGAUUGUUGUGAUUUACUUGAUUUGGCAAAAGUGGCAUGGACGGCAAGAGCAGAAUGAUUUACCCAUCAAGGAGAAAGAGUCUCAGCGAGACGUGACAUUGGAGAUGCUCCCAGUUGAACCAUCUAAGGAAGGGGAGGACUAAAAUAGAAUUUAAAUAAUAAACCACAAGGCAGUGUUGUAGUCAAGACCAUGCAGGCAGUCCGAGACCAAGACCAGUCUUGAUGGCAAUAUAACACUGUCGCAAGUUGAACACAACUUGCCCCACAUUUGGUAGAAACAUAAACCGCCAACACACGGAGAUACUCCUGGUGGGUGAACCAUCUAAGAAAGGGGCGGACUAAAAAAGAAAUCAAAUGAUAAACCACAAGGCAGUGUUGUAGUCAAGACCAUGCAGGCAGUCCGAGACCAAGACCAGUCUUGAUGGCAAUACAACACUGAAUACAACUUGCCCCCACAUUUUCAAAGAAAUAUUUCGUUUUUGUGUAUGAUAACUGGCUGUGUUUAGGGUUCAGAAACACUGUUUGUGCCUUCGAAAGUCAUUGUGGUAUUCAAGACCAGGCAGUCUGGGACCAAGACUGAGAACAACAUCAGUCUUGAAAAUACAACAAUGACACAUGGGAAACGGAGUGAGAUUUAAACCAACAUCCUCUAGAAACUUGCCACACUCUACAACUGAGCUGUUAUCAGGGAUGCCAGUUCUCGGGCUAUUGCCGGAAUUACGGCUUUUUCAAAUUUUCUCCGAUUUUUUUUCGGCGCUCUGUGUUUCAUCUGUUUCAUCUGGUUUCAUUUUUUUUGAUUUUAUUUUUUUUCCUUUUGAAAUUUGUGAUAUACAAAAACGGGAAAUUCGAGACUAAAAUCAGACUAUGUCUGCCUUUUUUUUGCAAGGGGUGGGGGGUCACAAUUUUCUUUUUCUUUAUGUUUUAAUAAAAUAGUGCUGUUAUGUUUUUUUAUAUAGUUUUUUGGUAUGAGGGAGGGGGGGGGGCGGUGACCCCUUUUCCUUCAAAAAAAAUUUUUUUUAGGCUCUGAAGGAAAGAGCCACUGGCAUCCCUGCUGUUUUAACUUAUAUGCUGGCAGUGUCCCUGUGUUUUAAUUUACUUUCUAAGCCUUAUCUUUUAAAACCUGUAUAGAUUGUUUCAUCUCAAAUGUCAAUUGUAAAAAUUGUCUUUUCUGUUUUAUUAUAGGAUUUUUUUACCAAUAACCAAUAUUGUUACCAAUAACUGUUUCAGUCAUUGACCAGUGAUUAAACCAUAUUGGCCAAUUCAACCAAAUCAGGUAAUGGUUACAACUGCCUGAAGGUUUUUUAAAUUGAAAUUUAUACUAUUAAGUAUAAUAUAACUGACAUACAGAUCCUUGUCAUUUGAUUUGUUUAA
Messenger RNA from Asterias rubens (European starfish), 2377 nucleotides. Its product is annotated as ileal sodium/bile acid cotransporter-like. Gene Ontology annotation, biological process: bile acid and bile salt transport. NCBI's taxonomy places the organism in Eukaryota, Metazoa, Echinodermata, Asteroidea, Forcipulatida, Asteriidae. Bases 61 to 1149 code for a protein of 362 amino acids. Gene Ontology annotation, cellular component: membrane. The record is from RefSeq and is a predicted model, not a curated record. Gene Ontology annotation, molecular function: bile acid:sodium symporter activity. The transcript has 6 exons.